UCUUGCGCUCUUCCUUCUGCACAAUCUCAAUCUCUCCCAUCUUCAUGAUCUCAUCUUUUCUUCUCUACCAACUAUUGUCGAAAUGUAAAACUUCAAAAAACAACCAGAAAUCUCCUCCCAUAAAAUCCAAAACACUCAAAUCCGCAACAAAAAUUUGAAAACCCAACAAAAUCUUAGCAAAAUCUGCAAUUAGGUUGAAAUCCUAUUGAAUUGUGACUUCAAAAACAAACCCAAACACUCAAAUCUUUGCAACUUUCAGAUGAAGAAGGAUUCUCAAGAGGAAAAUCAGAUUUCCUAACUUUGAUGAAAGCCCUUGCCCCAGCAUUAGAGUCAAGACUCCCAUUUGUGAAAGGAAAUGGAUAGCAUUGCAGUUUUACUCCAACAUAAUGGGCAAUGGGAUCAAAACAAAAACUAUAUCAACUUUGAUGUUUGUGGAAUAGUAAUUAGAAAUGACUGCAACUACAACAACUUGAUUGGUAUGAUAUGCAAUGAAUUGAAGCUGCAAAUUGAAUCUACAUUUUUGACAAUACAGUAUCAAGUUAAAGAUGGAUACCCUCCUUUAAAAAUAGUUGAUGAUUCGCAAUUGAAGUUCUACAUAGAGUUGAAGAAAACGGAAACGAAUAUCACAAAAUACCCAUUGUGUCUCACAAUUGAAAUCAACUCAAUGCGGCAAUAUUUUUUCUCAACUAGGAGUACAACAACACAUAAUCAACUAUACAAUGAAGUUGCACAAAUUGAAGAAGCAACAUCAAAUUCAGAUGAUGAACCAGUUGAUAAUUGUGUUGCUGAGGAGGUUGCAGACUUUAUUGAUUAUGCAGAACUGGUGUCCAAUCAGAUUAUAGAAAUGAUAGAUAAAAGAAACAGAAAUAAUGAAGAAGAAGUGAUUGACAUUGACGAUGAUUUAGUCAUCACCAACAACCAUCACCAAGAGAUUUCUUUGUCUCAAAUAUAUAAGGACAAAGAAACAUUGAAGACUGUUUUGAGCCAUUAUGCGAUAAAUAAUCAUUUCCAGUAUUGUGUACAAAAGUCAUGCAAAAAAGGAAUAUCUAGUUGCUUGCCUUGAUAAAAAUUGCAAGUGGAUGUUACGAGCAUCAAGUCAUGGAAACACAAAUCAAUUCAUAAUUAGAAAGUUCAGCCAUAUUCACACUUGUGCUUUGGAGAUAAGAUUAAAAGAGCAACAUCGACAAUCAUUGCAGAUAUGAUCAAAUACAAGUUCACAAACAUCAAAACAAAGUACACAGCUGCUAAUAUAGUUAGGGACUUGAAAGAUGAUCAUGAAGUGCAAGUCAAAUGCAGCAAAGCUUGGAGAUCUAGAGAAAAAAAACUAUUGAAAAGUUAGAGGAAAAGCAGCUGAAUCUUAUGCAGAAUUGUCUAGUUAUCUGUAUAUGUUGCAUCGUACAAAUCCAGGAUCCUAUAUUGAACUAAAAUCAUAUAAAGAUGGCAUGUUUUUAUAUGCUUUUGUAGCAUUGAAUGCUUCAAUGAAAGGCUGGCCCUAUUGCAUACAUGUUGUAAUAGUUGAUGGGACUUUCUUAAAAUCAACAUAUGGAGGGACAUUAUUGGUUGUAGCAACUCAAGAUGUUAAAGGUAAAAUCUUCCCCUUAGCAUUCUAUGUAGUUGAUUCAGAGAAUGAUGAUUCUUGGGAGUUGUUAGGAAAGCUUAUGGUGUAAGAGAAGA
This is a messenger RNA of Humulus lupulus (European hop), 1674 nucleotides long. RefSeq lists its product as uncharacterized. The record is from RefSeq and is a predicted model, not a curated record. The transcript is spliced from 3 exons. The coding region runs from base 356 to 1063 and encodes 235 amino acids. NCBI's taxonomy places the organism in Eukaryota, Viridiplantae, Streptophyta, Magnoliopsida, Rosales, Cannabaceae.